Magnolia sinica is the source of this 2638-nucleotide messenger RNA. Its product is annotated as mitogen-activated protein kinase kinase kinase 3-like. NCBI's taxonomy places the organism in Eukaryota, Viridiplantae, Streptophyta, Magnoliopsida, Magnoliales, Magnoliaceae. The transcript is spliced from 11 exons. Gene Ontology annotation, molecular function: ATP binding; protein kinase activity. Gene Ontology annotation, biological process: protein phosphorylation. The record is from RefSeq and is a predicted model, not a curated record. The coding region runs from base 227 to 2221 and encodes 664 amino acids.
GGUUCCAAUGCUGGCCGUUUCCAAUCUGACUGUUUACUGUUGUGUGGCCCACCUGAGUUUUGAAUCUACCUAAUAUUUGAAACUGAUGGACAGAGUAGAUUUCUCAAGAACAUCACGGUGGGCCCCAUGUAGCUUUCACCCAUAAGAAUUUCCUGUUGGAGGGGCCACAGUCAAUUCGAGUCCCAGCCCAAAAGCCUUACCCACCUUCUCUUUUUCCACCUUAUCAAUGUUUUCACACACCAUGUCUGCAUGGUGGGGGAAGAAAUUCCAUUCCAGUAGAAAGAAGAAAGAACAGCAAGCUCCAAUCACAGAUGGGAAAGGAAAAUCCAAGUCCAAGAGUUUCGAUGAAACCAUCGCUCGAAACUCUGCAAAGAAGAGUAAUUUUGAUACUGGGUCUUUUUCCGGUUUCGAUUCUGAUAUUGUAUUGGAGAAGCAGGGCCAUCCGCUACCCCGCCCGUCAGUUUUGACGGCCUUGUCCCCUGUUCAUGAUCAACAGCUUAUUUCUGGGUCCAUCUCAAGCGUCAGCUCUUCCGGAUCUUCCGAUGAUCGGCCGGAUGUCGGAUUCGUCGGUCUUUGCAGAUAUUUGGAUCCCACAAACACACCCAGGGGCAGAAAUCCAAAACCCAAUUCUGAAAGACAGGAACAGAUUGCAGAGAGGCAUCUUGUUUCAAGUAGUCCGUUUCGAGAACAUUCCAAAUUUCUAGACGUGUCUACUUCUCCAAGAAGUGAAUUUCUCACACAUGGUUCCGCUUCACCUCCUAAUGCAAGCACCUUAUUCAGUCCAAGAGCAUCUGUUGAGAUAGAUCUAAACCCAAGACCAAGAAGUCCAUGUCCAGGAUCAAGAGGGCAUACAAGUCCAACAUCGCCUUUGCAUCCACGAGUCUGUGGUUUUAGUGCGGAAUCUUCAAUGGAGAAGCAAGAAGAUGUAAAGAGUCGGUGCCAUCCGCUUCCACUCCCUCCGAGUUCUCCCAAUUCACAUUCCUUGAGAAAGAAUGGGUCGAAUGACACUGUUCAAGGCCUCUGUUCAAGAUGGAAGAAGGGAAAGCUUUUAGGAAGGGGAACGUUUGGGCAUGUAUAUGUUGGAUUUGACAGUGAAAAUGGAAGCCUGUGUGCAAUAAAAGAAGUCAAAGUCAUUUCCGACGAUCAAAAUUCAGAGGAAUGUCUCAGACAACUCAAUCAGGAAAUUUCUCUGCUCAGUCAGCUUUUGCAUCCAAACAUUGUGCAGUACUAUGGAAGUGAACUGGCUGAAGGCACACUUUCAGUUUAUCUAGAGUACGUCUCUGGAGGCUCCAUCCAGAAAUUACUUCAGGAAUAUGGCCCAUUUACAGAACCAGUUAUUCAAAAUUACACCAGACAGAUCCUUUCAGGGCUAGCCUACUUGCAUGAAAGGAAUACUUUGCAUAGGGACAUUAAAGGGGCAAACAUACUUGUAGAUCCUAAUGGUAGAAUCAAGCUGGCGGAUUUCGGCAUGGCCAAACAUAUUACAUCCUGUUCGUCCAUGCUGUCUUUCAAAGGAAGCCCUUACUGGAUGGCUCCUGAGGUUAUAACAAACAGUAAUGGCUACAACCUGUCAGUGGAUAUUUGGGGCCUUGGUUGCACGAUUCUUGAGAUGGCAACGUCUAAGCCUCCUUGGAGCCAAUACGAGUGGGUGGCUGCAAUAUUUAAAAUUGCGAACAGCAAAGAUAUUCCAGAUAUUCCAGAUCACAUUUCUGAUGAUGGGAAAAGCUUUCUGAGGCUCUGCCUGCAACGUGAUCCAUCUGCACGUCCCUCAGCAGCACAGCUGAUGGAACACCCUUUUAUUCGAGAUCAAUCCACUGCGAAAGUCGCAAAGAUCAACACGAAUAGAGAUUCAUCACAAUCGUCCAUUGGUAGCAGCUGUAUACAGAACAUGACAGAAUUUCCCAGAAAGAACUUUCCUUCAUAUGAUGGAGAUAAUGGGACGAGAUACACGGCUGGGUUUUUGAAGACUUUUAAAAGCUCAAGUGAUCAGGUCAGCGCACGAAUGAACUUGUCUUUGCCUGUGUCUCCAUGUUCAAGCCCAUUACGGCAUUUGGGACCAGCCCACAAAAGCUGUUUUCUAUCUCCGCCUCAUCCUGUCUAUACAAUGGGGAUUAGCCAUGAUGGUCUGGUCCAUCAUUCAGUCUCUUCUGGAAUUUAUCCAAACACGACAAUGAAACUGACAGUGAACUAUCCUGAUCCUUGGCCGGACAACUUCCCCUAGAGCGAGACACAUGCAAACGGUGUAUGUUUGUGACAGGCAAGAAUGCUUUGUCUCCAACCAUGCCAAACACACCUUGCAUCAGACUAAGGCAUCUGUUUCAAAAGCAUUCUUCAACAUCCAUUUCGACCGGAACAAGAUGUAGUCUGCUCAUCAACGUGGAAAGGGUCUUAGACUUCGGUUUCAGGCAACCAAUUCGACGUACUUGGAGGAUUCUUGGCAGUGAAUAAUUGCAUGGACUGUGCACGAAAGCUGAAGGAUGAUGAUGAGCUCGAAUUUGAACUAUGGUUGUGAGCUGAUCUCCUUGAUUCUGUUUGUAACAUUUCCUUGUAUGAUCUUUGUAACUGGUAGGCUUCAUAUUCAUUUUCUUUAUAAAGGAAAAAGAGAAAAGAAAAGAAAGGAAAGAAAAUCCCUCGGUGA